AUGAAACUACGACUCGAUGGCAACUCCUUGACGGUCCUGGACGAAGCAGUGUUCCGGCCGCUUCUGGAGGACGAGGUCUCGCUCUUCCUCGUAGGAAACCCCCUGAGCUGCGAGUGUGACAUCGCCUGGCUCGUCACGACUCCCGACUUCAUGGCCCGAAUCGCCGACGACGCUGCUUGCUUCAACGGGCAGCUGCUGUCGGACCUCGACCCGGGCAUCUACGAGAACCUCUGCUGAAGAAGGGGCGCGGGAGGAGGGGGAGGGGGGAGGGGGGGGCGCUCGGGACGGAGGAGUCGCUUAAUGGCCUUAACUGCUGUGUGUUGUAAUCUGCUAUAUUCUGUACACAGGUAUAGGCUUCAAUUAUUAUUAUCAUUAUUAUUAUUACCAUUAUAAUUAUUGUUAUUAUUAUUAUUAUCAUUAUCAUUAU
Molecule: messenger RNA, 427 nt
Organism: Penaeus indicus
Lineage: Eukaryota; Metazoa; Arthropoda; Malacostraca; Decapoda; Penaeidae
Product: oplophorus-luciferin 2-monooxygenase non-catalytic subunit-like
Exons: 3
Coding region: 1-237 (78 amino acids)
Source: RefSeq, a predicted model, not a curated record